AUGAUAGAUGAUUUGAGGUUCGUUUUAACAAAGAAAUGUCCUUUAGUUUCUAGCUUGACAACAAACCGAAAUGUACGGGAUGCGUAUGAUAAGUGGGUUAAGGCUAACGAAAAAGACCAAGCCUACAUUUUAGCAAGCAUUUUAGAUGUUUUGACUAAAAAGCAGGAGAAUAUGGUCACUGCCAAGGAGAUCAUGGAGUCAUUGCAAGCGAUGUUCGAACAACUGUCCAAAUCUAUAAGGCAUGAAACUCUCAAAUACAUUUAUAACUGCCACAUGAAAGAAUGGGUCUCUAUUAGAGAACAUGUCUUGGAUAUGAUGGUCGACAUUAAUGUGGCACAAGCAAAUGGGAUUGUCAUAGACGAGAAGAGCCAAGUCAGUUUCAUCAUGGAAUCUCUUCAGAAGAUUUUUCUACAGAACUAA
Molecule: messenger RNA, 420 nt
Organism: Benincasa hispida (wax gourd)
Lineage: Eukaryota; Viridiplantae; Streptophyta; Magnoliopsida; Cucurbitales; Cucurbitaceae
Source: RefSeq, a predicted model, not a curated record